Babjeviella inositovora NRRL Y-12698 is the source of this 1077-nucleotide messenger RNA. RefSeq lists its product as uncharacterized. Gene Ontology annotation, molecular function: FAD binding; fatty acid binding; acyl-CoA oxidase activity. Gene Ontology annotation, biological process: lipid homeostasis; fatty acid beta-oxidation using acyl-CoA oxidase. The transcript has a single exon. The annotation marks the transcript as partial. Gene Ontology annotation, cellular component: peroxisome. The record is from RefSeq and is a predicted model, not a curated record. NCBI's taxonomy places the organism in Eukaryota, Fungi, Ascomycota, Pichiomycetes, Serinales.
AAUACCAUGUCUGUCACCUACGCAAAAGGUCCAGACCCAGCGGCCUCUAUCACUAAAGAAAGAGCCCAAACCAACUUUGAUCUCGAUGUUAUGAACAAUUUUUUGGAGGGUGGUAGUGAACAGGCUGCCUUGGUCAAGAGCACCUACCUCCAAUUCGAACGUGACCCUAUCAUUUCCUCAUCCACUGCCGUUUACGACCUUUCCAAGGAUCAAAAGCGUGAGCUCACAGCUAAGAAGAUUGCCCGCUUGGCUCAAUACUUGGAAAACGACACCCCGGAAGAAUUCUCCAAGCGUUUGCACUUGCUCAAUGCAUUCGACCCUCUGACUUCCAUCAGAAUUGGGAUCAACUUGGGGUUGUUCCUUAACUGUGUUCGUGGUAACGGUACCGAGGAACAGUUCCAGUUCUGGAUUAUCACCAAGGGCACAUUACAGUUGAAGGGGAUUUACGGGUGCUUCGGUAUGACGGAGCUUGCCCACGGUUCCAACGUUGCUGGCUUGGAAACCACCGCCACUUUUGAUGUCGGCACUGAUGAGUUUGUCAUCAACACCCCUCAUGUGGGUGCCACCAAGUGGUGGAUUGGUGGGGCAGCUCACUCUGCCACUCACUGCUCGGUCUACGCGCGUUUGAUCCUGAAGGGUGAAGACCACGGAGUCAAGACCUUUGUGGUGCCCUUGAGAGAUUCCAACCACGAUUUGAUGCCGGGUGUCACUGUGGGUGACAUUGGUGCCAAGAUGGGUAGAGACGGUAUCGAUAACGGAUGGAUUCAGUUCAGCAACGUGCGUAUUCCUCGCGCUUACAUGUUGUCUAAGUGGGACCAGGUUGAAAGAGACGGUACUGUGCACAACGGUCCGUUGGCUCAAGUGGCGUACUCCGCGCUUUUGGACGGGAGAGUCUCCAUGGUUUAUGAUUCCUUCAGAAGUGGGGCCCGUUUCGUGACCAUUGCAUUGAGAUACGCCGUCGCCAGAAGACAGUUCGGGAAGAACUCCGACGGCUUGGGUGGGGAAGAGCAGUUGUUGAACUACCCAUUGCACCAGAACAGGUUGUUGCCAUACUUGGCCGCCGUCUACGCUAUGUCU